Diachasmimorpha longicaudata is the source of this 3614-nucleotide messenger RNA. RefSeq names its product transcription elongation factor SPT5-like. NCBI's taxonomy places the organism in Eukaryota, Metazoa, Arthropoda, Insecta, Hymenoptera, Braconidae. The coding region runs from base 25 to 3330 and encodes 1101 amino acids. The transcript has 2 exons. Gene Ontology annotation, molecular function: mRNA binding; protein binding. Gene Ontology annotation, biological process: regulation of DNA-templated transcription elongation; transcription elongation-coupled chromatin remodeling; regulation of transcription by RNA polymerase II. The record is from RefSeq and is a predicted model, not a curated record. Gene Ontology annotation, cellular component: DSIF complex.
CAAAUAAAUAAUUUGUGCCUGACAAUGUCCGACUCAGAGGAUAGUAACUACUCGGGUAGUGAGAGAGGUGGUCGGAGUGGUAGUGGUUCAGUAAGAUCACCAGCUGGAAGUGCGAGAUCCGUGUCUCGUAGUCGCUCACGAUCCCGUAGCCACUCCAGAAGUCGGUCAAGAUCUCGUUCAGGUUCUGCAUCGGAAAGAGGACGAGCUGACGAAGCCGAGGAGGCACGAUCUGACGAGGAUGUGGAGCCCGAGGAGGAGCCCGAGGGUGAGGAUCUCGACAGUGAGGAGGAGGACGAGGAGGAUGACAGGCCCAAGAAGAAAAAAAAGAAGGACAGAUUCUGUGGUUUUAUCGAUGAUGAGGCUGAGGUUGACGAUGACGUCGAGGAUGAUGAUGAAUGGGAGGAGGGGGCACAGGAGAUGGGAAUUGUUGGGAAUGAGGUGGACGAGGUGGGGCCAACGGCCAGGGAAAUUGAGGGUCGUAGACGCGGAACUAAUCUGUGGGAUUCACACAGAGAGGAUGAGAUUGAGGAGUACUUGAAGAAGAAGUAUGCAGGAGAGUGUGGUGCUGCCAGACAUUUUGGUGAUGGUGGUGAAGAUAUGGGAGAUGAAAUAACACAACAGACACUUUUGCCAGGUGUUAAGGAUCCGAAUUUGUGGAUGGUCAAGUGUAGAAUCGGCGAAGAAAAGGCAACUGUUCUUCUGUUGAUGCGUAAAUUCUUGACUUAUCAAUUUUCCAAGGAUCCCCUCCAAAUAAAAUCAGUUGUUGCACCUGAGGGGGUUAAAGGUUAUAUUUACAUUGAGGCGUAUAAGCAACCUCACGUUAAAGCUGCUAUUGAGAAUGUCGGUAAUCUCAGGAUGGGUGUUUGGAAGCAACAGAUGGUACCUAUUAAAGAAAUGACCGAUGUCCUCAGAGUUGUCAAGGAACAAACUGGAUUGAGAGUUAAACAGUGGGUGAGACUCAAGAGGGGACUCUACAAGGAUGAUAUUGCCCAAGUGGAUAAUAUUGAUGACUUGAAGCACAAUCAGGUGACACUGAAACUUUUACCGAGAAUUGAUUAUACGAAGCCAAGAGGAGCCUUGAGAACAGCUCAAUCUGAGAGCGAUGCUUUGAAGAGGAAGAAGGGAAGACGCCCGCCAGCUAAACUCUUCGAUCCAGGAGCGAUAAGAGCUAUCGGAGGGGACAUCACAAGUGAUGGAGAUUUUCUCAUGUUCGAGGGAAAUCCUUACAGUCCAAAGGGCUUUUUAUACAAGAAAUUUUUGAUCAAUGCUAUUGUCACUGAGGGAAUCAAGCCGACUUUAUCAGAGCUUGAGAAAUUUGAGGAGGCACCGGAAGGUGUGGACCUCGAGCUCGAUAGACCUGAUGGCUCGCGAAAAAAGGAUAUGGUUCCCACUCACUCGUUCAGUACUGGUGACAAUGUCGAAGUUUGCGAGGGUGAGUUGAUGAAUCUUCAGGGUAAAAUCGUGUCAAUCGAUGGCAACAUGAUUAUGGUACUGCCCAAGCACGAGGAGCUCAAUGAGCCCCUGGAGUUUCAGGCCAAUGAGCUGAGAAAAUACUUCAAGAUGGGUGAUCACGUCAGAGUUAUUGCUGGGAGAUACGAGGGUGAUACUGGUCUGAUUCUCAGAGUUGAACAGAAUCUUAUGGUCCUAUUCUCCGAUCUGUCUAACCACGAAUUGGAGGUACUACCCAGGGACUUGCAGUUGAGCCCUGAUGUGGCAACUGGGGUCGACAGAUUGGGACAGUUUCAAUGGGGCGAUCUUGUCGAUGUUGACAAGCAAACUGUUGGCAUGAUUGUGCGUCUCGAGCGUGAGAAUUUUCAUGUACUGCAGAAUGACGGUAAAGUUGUCCAGAAAAGACCACAGGAAUUGACAAAACGACGUGAAAAUCGCAAUGCAUUUGCCCUUGAUCAUCAGCAAAAUGAAAUACGUAGAAGAGAUAUUGUUAAGAUCAUCGAUGGACCACAUACAGGUAGAGGUGGUGAAAUUAAGCAUCUGUACAGGAGUUUUGCAUUUGUCUAUUCACGAUUGUACGUGGACAACGGUGGUAUCUAUGUCUGCAAGACGAGAUAUCUCCAGUUAGCUGGUGGUGCCAAGAACAAUUCGUCAUCGGGAAGUGGACUCGGUUUUAUGUCGCCACGCAUCAGUUCUCCAAUGCAUCCAAGUAGCGGAGGAGGAAGGGGAGGUGGUGGUGGUGGUGGUGGUGGUCGAGGCCGUGGUCGAGGGGGUGGAGGUCAUGGUAUGCGUCGUGAACUUGAUUUGAUUGGUAGCACUAUUAAGAUCACUGGUGGACCUUACAAAGGAAAUGUCGGCAUUGUCAAGGACGCUACAGAUCGUACAGCCAGGGUGGAGCUGCACACCACCUGCCAGACCAUAUCUGUUGACAGAUCCCAUAUUGCCAAGGUGGGUGUGCCAACCAAGGACGGCCGUUUCAGCUCAUACACAAGAACCCCAGUGCACUCGACUGGAGGACAGACACCAAUGUACGGCUCCAAGACUCCUAUGCACGGCUCACAGACUCCGAUGUACGAGAAUGGCUCCAGGACACCUCAUUAUGGCUCUAUGACACCCUCACACGAUGGCUCGAGAACACCUGGACAGUCUGGCGCUUGGGAUCCAACGGUUACCAAUACACCAGCCAGAAACAAUGACUUUGAUGUUUACAGUCUGGAAGACGGUGGCUCGCCAGGAUACGGUUAUCCCUCAACUGGAGAGCCCUUUACUCCACAGACACCUGGCACCAUGUAUGGCUCAGAGCAGAGCUACAGCCCUUAUCAGCCAAGUCCAAGUCCAAAUGCCAGUGUUGGAGCUAGUCCCAGCCCAGCUGGAUAUGUUGCUCCAUCACCAUCUGGAACUGGCUAUACUACCAGCCCACGGAUUUUCCCAUCUCCAUCACCUAUUGGCUACAGCCCCAUGACCCCUGGAGCCAAUAGUCCUUACAAUCCACAGACACCGGGAUCUGGCCUCGAUACGGGAAUGGGUGGGGGUAUUAUGGGGAAUACUGAGUGGCACACCGUUGAUAUCGAAGUUCGAAUCAGAGAUUCACAUCAGGAUCCUGCCCUCGCUGGACAACAGGGAGUCAUUCGGGGAAUAUCGGGUGGAAUGUGCUCUGUGUUCCUGCCGGCUGAAGAUCGCGUCGUAAAUCUGCUUUGUGAACAACUGGAACCAGUUGUGCCCACUCAUGGUGAUCGAGUCAAGGUUGUACUUGGUGAAUCGCGCGAGGCUGUUGGGACUCUCUUGUCCAUUGAUACACAGGAAGGAGUUGUUAAGCUCGCCAGUGGAGAAGUGGCUAUGUUGCAGUUGAGAUAUUUGUGUAAAAUGAAAAGCUCGGCUUAGGGUUUCCGUUGAAAUCAAUUUCUACUCAUUCCUCAUUCUUUUCUUUUUAUUAAUCAUUCGUGUGGGGUAUAUGGGUGCAACCCCAGUUUUUUUCCAAUAUUUUUCUUUAGUUCAUUUAUAUUACAAGCAUAUUAUUUUAAAAACUUUCAAUUAGGGAAUCCUGUUUAUCAUUGUUUAACUAUCUUUUUUGUUUUUAUUCGUGGAAAUAUUAUCGAACAAUAAUUUGCUAUAGUUAAACCACUGCCGAAGGGAUUGACAGAAGUUUGUUUGAGAGGAGAGCGCGG